AUGGGGCUAUUACAGGUGAAAGCAACGAAUAGCCUAUGUGGUGGCUCAAGUCGGCUUCGUUAUGCAAUCCAGGACAGUGGUGAGGUAGCGAAGAUUUUCAACGUUGAAUCGAUGACGGGUACGAUUUGUUUGGAGAAAAAGCUUGACUAUGAGAAGAAUGUCAACCAUCAACUUACUAUAGCAGCUAUAGAUCAAAAUGGCUCAACUGGAACAUGUCUGGUCAGUAUUCGAGUGCUUGACGUCAAUGAUAAUCUGCCAAUCUUCUAUCCGUCUCACUAUAACGUCACCGUCCGAGGAAG
This is a messenger RNA of Cooperia oncophora, 299 nucleotides long. The record is from the annotation of a GenBank genome assembly. NCBI's taxonomy places the organism in Eukaryota, Metazoa, Nematoda, Chromadorea, Rhabditida, Trichostrongylidae.